Messenger RNA from Notolabrus celidotus (New Zealand spotty), 1595 nucleotides. Its product is annotated as betaine--homocysteine S-methyltransferase 1-like. NCBI's taxonomy places the organism in Eukaryota, Metazoa, Chordata, Actinopteri, Labriformes, Labridae. Gene Ontology annotation, molecular function: zinc ion binding; betaine-homocysteine S-methyltransferase activity. The transcript is spliced from 8 exons. The record is from RefSeq and is a predicted model, not a curated record. The coding region runs from base 103 to 1296 and encodes 397 amino acids.
UCUUGCCAAUCAGAGAGUCUCUUCCUCAGACCCCUCCCCAACUUCAGGCAGAUUUAUAGUGGCCCUCUGCUCGGCUCUAAUGUUCCACACAGCUGCAGGAUUAUGGCACCAGGAAAGAAGGGAGUGUUGGAGCGUCUGGACGCUGGAGAGGUGGUGAUCGGUGAUGGAGGCUUUGUAUUUGCUCUGGAGAAGAGAGGAUACGUGAAGGCUGGGCCAUGGACACCUGAAGCUGCUGCAGAGUACCCUGAAGCAGUGCGUCAGCUGCACAGGGAGUUUCUGAGGGCCGGAGCCAACGUCAUGCAGACCUUCACCUUCUACGCCAGUGAUGACAAGCUGGAGAACAGGGGCAACAAGCUCACCUUCACUGGUGCUCAGAUCAACGAAGCCGCCUGUGACCUGGCCCGUGAGGUUGCCAAUGAGGGCGAUGCUCUGGUAGCAGGUGGAGUGUGUCAAACUCCAUCCUACCUGAGCUGCAAGAGCGAGACAGAGGUGAAGGCCAUCUUUAAGAAACAGCUGGAUGUUUUCAUCAAGAAGGACGUGGACUUCCUCAUUGCUGAGUACUUUGAGCACGUUGAAGAGGCUGUGUGGGCUGUGGAGGUGCUGAAGGAGACAGGGAAGCCUGUGGCCGCUUGUCUGUGUAUUGGACCAGAUGGAGACAUGCACGGCAUCUCCCCUGCAGAGUGUGCCGUCAAGCUGGUUAAGGCUGGUGCCCAGAUUGUUGGAAUCAACUGCCACUUUGACCCCAUGACCUGCGUGAAAGCUGUCAAGAUGAUGAAGGAGGGAGUGGAGAAGGCUGGGCUGAAGGCUCACUACAUGGUGCAGCCCCUGGCUUUCCACACACCUGACUGCAGCUGUCAGGGAUUCAUCGACCUGCCAGAGUUCCCCUUCGGUCUGGAGCCCAGGAUCCUGACCCGCUGGGACAUGCACCAGUACGCCAGAGAGGCCUUUAAUUCCGGCAUCCGCUUCAUUGGUGGCUGCUGUGGGUUCGAGCCUUAUCACAUCCGGGCCAUUGCAGAGGAGCUGGCACCUGAGAGAGGAUACCUCCCCGCUGCAUCAGAGAAGCACGGAAACUGGGGUGCUGGUCUGGAGAUGCACACAAAGCCCUGGGUUAGAGCCAGAGCCCGCCGUGACUACUGGGAGAACCUGAAGACAGCCUCUGGCCGUCCCCUGUGCCCCUCCCUCUCUGUCCCUGAUGGCUGGGGUGUCACGAAGGGCCACACUGAUCUCAUGCAGCAGAAAGAGGCCACCUCUCAGGACCAACUCAAGCAGCUGUUCGACAGAUCAAAACCCCAAUGAGUCAAUCAGUCUUCUUCAGACUGAGCCAAAUAACCGUGCCGUGCAGAUACUGAUGCUGCACAUAAGUGUGUGUGCUGUCUGUUUACAAAGCUGCACCGAACAACUGUAAUGUCAGGGGCCGAUUCUUCACUUGAGACUGCAACUGUACUGUGCAUAUGUUGAAACUGUAGUUAAUGUGAAGCCACAGCCCUGUUUCAAUUGAAGAGUCAGCUUGUGCUAAGAUUGGGACCUUUUUGCUCUUCAUGGACCAGUUUGUUUAAUCUAAUAAAGAUCUAAUAAAAUGUGAAAUGGUCACUGAA